AUGGACGUCGAUCCUACAUCACGUUCUAAGUUCAGGGGCGAGCAGACAGCUCGCAGUCAUCUUGCGGGCACAAUAAGAGACAAGAUCAAAAAGGCUCAAGAGAAAACACUUAGGUACUCAAAUGCACACAAAGGCAAUAAGCAGUACCAAGUAGGCGAAAAAGUCGGGUUAAAAACCAACAGACGCCUGGGUACCAAAUUAACGCCGGUCAUUGAGGCUGAUCUGGUCUGUCCACGAUCUGGGUGGACAAGGACAACCUUCGGAAACUUGCUACUCCCGUUAGUCCUACUGACAACUCCCUCGUGGACCAUAAAACUAAACGAAUACUCACACGCUUACCACAUACCAAUAAUGGACGGAGGCAUUACUUUAUGGGACGAUUACGGUUACAUGGGACAAACGGUACAUCGUACGAGACUUACGCGGACGAGACGAAACUCGCGAUGGACUCCUUCGUGAAGGAGCACAUGAGACGGGUACUUCAAACGGAAUUGGAACGAAUAGAGACUCUUCUGGACACACUAAACGUACGUCAUCGACAUGCCCGUAGUCUUAAUUUCAUAGGGACUGCUUUGAAAGCAAUAGCGGGAACACCUGACUCUGACGACUGGGACCAGGUGAGGUUUAGACCUAUUGUACUUUUUAAUAAAAUUUCCGAAGCCUUUGUCAACUUGUAGAAAAAUAAGAGUAUUCACCAACGAUGUACCGAUAAAUAUCACCGACGAAAAGGGAAUAAACCGGAUAAUAUCAGGAACUUACCUGGUAUCAU
This is a messenger RNA of Drosophila santomea, 769 nucleotides long. RefSeq lists its product as uncharacterized. The transcript is spliced from 3 exons. Lineage: Eukaryota; Metazoa; Arthropoda; Insecta; Diptera; Drosophilidae. The record is from RefSeq and is a predicted model, not a curated record. Bases 1 to 459 code for a protein of 152 amino acids.